GUUCAGCGGUAUGUGGAAGCAGAGGGCAGUGCCUUAUGGAUGACGCCGCUCAUGAUGCAGCUCACCGCGCUGGCGCGGCGGGUCGCCAUGCAGCUAGACCAGGCCAAGCGUUCCGAAAGAGCAGAAAGACCUGACCAAGAGAACAAUGCCUACCUGAAAAAGUUGGUGGCUUUGUACCGAGACUUCCUGAAGGUGCUGAACAAGGAGCGAACAAAGCGAGCAGGUCAUGUUUGGAUCU
This is a messenger RNA of Symbiodinium necroappetens, 238 nucleotides long. Lineage: Eukaryota; Dinophyceae; Suessiales; Symbiodiniaceae. The record is from the annotation of a GenBank genome assembly.